Molecule: messenger RNA, 795 nt
Organism: Arachis stenosperma
Lineage: Eukaryota; Viridiplantae; Streptophyta; Magnoliopsida; Fabales; Fabaceae
Product: protein MAIN-LIKE 1-like
Exons: 4
Coding region: 1-795 (264 amino acids)
Biological process (GO): meristem development; meristem maintenance
Source: RefSeq, a predicted model, not a curated record
AUGGGGGACGAUCCGGGAAGGCUAUAUCAUUUGGAUGGGGUUGCUCAUAUACCCGGGGUCAUCAACGACGAGCCCCAGCGAUGCAUCUCGAGCAUGCGGUGGCAGCAGAGCAUGCAACUCGAUGACCGGUACGUUCCAUACUUGCAGAUGGCCGGAUUAUACCAUCUGGCGAGAUUGAACGAUAAAUGGUUCCGUCUAGAUGAGCCCCUUGUCAGUGCCUUCGUCAAGCGGUGGCGUCUGGAAACGCACACCUUCCACAUGCCGUUCGGAGAGUGCACGAUCACUCUUCAGGACGUGGCCUACCAGUUGGGGUUGCCAGUGGACGGACGUUAUGUCAGUGGUUGCCUGACAGAUUUUCAUGAGACUUUUGGAGAGUGCCCCGCAGGAGCCGAUGAGGAGACAGUGAGGCGCUUUGCUCGUGCCUAUAUCAUGAUGCUCUUAGGCACCCAGUUGUUUGCCGACAAGUCCGGCAACAGCAUUCACAUCAGAUGGCUACCGUACGUGGCGAGACUUGAGGAGAUGGGUGGAUACAGCUGGGGGUUGGCGGCACUAGCAUGGUUGUACAGGUGCAUGUGCCGAGUGGCCAACAGGCAUGUGGUGAAGUUAGCAGGCCCGUUACAGUUGCUUCAGUCCUGGAUCUUCUGGCGCUUUCCUGGAUUUAGGCCUGCUGGUUAUGAUGAGUUCAGCUGGUCCUUGGCCUCGAGGUGGUCAGGUCACAAUCCUUCCAGUAGCGAGAAGGGACCUCGGGUGCAGAUGUGGCGACUCAGAAUAGACAUGCUGCGUCCAGGGAUAUGA